AUGAGGAGCUCAGGAGCAAGCAAGCACGGUAACAUGGGGGAGGUCCUGUUGCCGUCGGUGGCGGCGGUGAUAUUCCCGGUGGAGGUGGACGGAUGUUUGGUAGACGUGGUGGGUAGUUGUGAGCGGUGCGAUUUGUUGACCUGGGAUGAGGGUUGUGGUCGUUCGUUGGAGACGUCGCUGGCGGCGUUGGAGGAGGCACAGCAUGAUCGUGCCUUGGACCGUGCGGGUUGUUUUCCGGGUGCGACGGAUGUGGAGCAGAGAGCAGUACGGUUGGCGCGGCGGACAGUUUUGAUGAACAGUUUGUUCCUGAUGAGGCUGCUCCCGUCGGUGGUGGUGGGGCCGCAUGUGGCAGGCGUGUCCUCCUGUCAGGGGCUAUUCAACCUGCUCGAUGUCCUCCUCGAGCAACCGGAGGUCGAAAACCUUCUUCUCGCUUCUAUACGGCAAUUCCUGACCGCCACUCGAGCCGUCUGCAACGCAUAUCCCCACGACUGCGGGAUAACCGCCCUCCCGAGAGCACAACUCGCCGGCUGGAUAGAAUGCUACGGCUCCUGGUCCCUUAUCGCUAACUCAAUGCCAACUCAACUCAAAGUCGCCCUACCAGUACCCAGCACCUUCGAGGAACUGGCCGCUUGCUACAAAUACCGCAAGGUCCUUCACUAUACUGGCGAAGACGGAACCGAGCACACAAUCGCCCUGCCCGCCGCCACCCCCUCAGAAGACCAGUUUUUACCCCCCUCCAACUAA
Messenger RNA from Gregarina niphandrodes, 744 nucleotides. RefSeq lists its product as hypothetical. The transcript has a single exon. The record is from RefSeq and is a predicted model, not a curated record. Lineage: Eukaryota; Apicomplexa; Conoidasida; Eugregarinorida; Gregarinidae. The coding region runs from base 1 to 744 and encodes 247 amino acids.